CGCAUUCUUGUCGACGAACGUCCAUGUCAUGAAUCCCAAACGAUGCACUAUUCUAAGACAUAUGCUUCACUAUUGCUCACACUACCUCCAGAGCUGAGGGAUAAUGCCAUUCAAUAUCGAGAGUUGAAGAAACUCAUACGGGACGUCGUGCAAGAGCUCGAAGCUAUCGGCCUGUCGCCUGAAAUUCUACAGAAACUACUGCAGCAGAAACAACAGCCGUCAACCGAUAGUGCGUUUGUGGCUCAGCAGGAUUCAUUCCCGAAGGUGGUCUACGAGUUCAGCACGUCGGAAUCCGAGGAUGGCCAGAUCGAACCAAGACUUCGUUUUUGUAUUCACCGUGAUGCCGUACCAUUACAUAGACCGACACCAUCCUCACCACCGCGGGAAUCAACCCCUUCCUCAUCUGAACAUAAUUCCGUACACCACCGUCAACGAGCCUCGAUAUCGGAACUGAAUGAACACGGCGACGAGGUCGAGAAUAGUCACGAUGGAGAGGACAAGGAUGAUGCGAGAUGGCACGGGAACGAGGCUGGCGUUGGUGGCGAACGGCAGAAGGGGUUCGGAUGGGGAGAAGAAAGUUUGCUUUACGCCCUUCAGCGGCAUGGUGGUACUUUUGCGGCCAAUGGGCGGGGAGGAAACGACGAACGUGCGUCCGUGGUCGCCACACCAGACCCGCUCAUUGAUGGCUCUGACGAGCUCAUCGUCCCUCUCGUCAAUGACACCGCCUUCUACCGCCUCCUCUCUACCGCCCUCCAAUCCAUAGCCACUCACCUCCUCACAGUGCAACAAAACUUCACAUCAACACUCGAAGACCUCUCCCGCUCUAUAUCUUUCUCCGCCCGCCCCUCCCACUCCACAUCGUCGUUCCACGCCUACUCCCGCUCCGCCGACCCUGCUCUCGUGCGCUCCUCUUCUGGUGGCUCCCUUUUCACGUCGAAGGCGAAGUCGGAUUUGUACGCUUGGAGAGCGAUCUUUGAGCUGUAUGUGGAGGCGGAGGUGUUCGAGGAUUUGAGCGAGAGUAAGAGGGGGGAGAGGAGUGUCAAGGAUUCUGAGGGGCGGUUGGCGCAGUUUGUGCAGAGGGUUACGGAGAGGGGCUUGGGCGAUGGGAGGACGCUGAAGUUGAGGGAGAGUAGGGAGGCAUUGAAGAGGUUUCUGGAGGUUAAUUUAUUGUUGCUGGAUCUGAAGAAGUUUCAGCAUGCGAAUACAGAAGCAACGCGGAAGAUCCUCAAGAAACAUGCAAAGCGAACAGCCCUCCCCAUCCCCUUCAUUUCUCUCUCUUCCACCCUCUCACCAUCUCCUACAUCGCUACCUUUCUCCUCCGCCUUGAUCCCUACUUCCACUUCCGCCCUCCCAUCAAUACCCCUAGGCCCAGACGGUUUACAUGACAGCAUGACACUCACCGUCCCCGGUACGAUCUUCACCCUUCCCCGCGCGCUCGUACAAGCCAUCAGCGAGACAUUACUACCCGUGAUCCCGCAUGUGGACGAUUAUUCGUGUUUGAUUUGUACGAGUAUUGCGUUCAAGCCGAUUAGGCUGUUCUGUGGGCACCUGUUCUGCGUUAGAUGUUUGGUGAAGAUGCAGAAACGCGGAAAAGGAAAUUGCCCGUUAUGUCGUGCACCGACUGUCCUUCAGGCUGAUCGCUCUAACGUGGACUGGGCCUUACUGAACUUCAUGCAAGACUGGUUCCCAGAAGAGGCGAAGGAAAAGAUGAAGCAGAACGAGCAGGAGUCUGCGGAGGAGAUGAUGCGCGAGCUUGGGUGGGAGGGCCGGGAGUGUGUCAUCAUGUGAUGUUCAGCCAUGAUCCCCCUUUAUCUUCAUCUUCUUUCUUUUCCCCCCUUAUUCUUUGAACCCUCCUCUGUUAUUACCCUCUCCACCUGGGUUCUGUGUGCAUGUAGUUCGUGCUCUUAUCUUGUAAUGUCGGGCUUUGUGUAUCGGUUCGGGUUUGUCCUGGUUCGUUUGAUUGAUUUAUGGAUUUACUUUUUCGUUUCUCAUUCUUUGCUCGCUCUCUUUCCUUCUCCUUAUCGUAUGAUACAUGUUGUGAAAUAUAUCUAUGUAUCCUGUAUCGAUUCGUCUUUUUUUCGCUCUCUAGGCCUCUUAUGUACCUUUCUAAGUUAUAACCACC
This is a messenger RNA of Stereum hirsutum FP-91666 SS1, 2122 nucleotides long. RefSeq lists its product as uncharacterized. The coding region runs from base 43 to 1788 and encodes 581 amino acids. Lineage: Eukaryota; Fungi; Basidiomycota; Agaricomycetes; Russulales; Stereaceae. The record is from RefSeq and is a predicted model, not a curated record. The transcript has 6 exons. Gene Ontology annotation, molecular function: metal ion binding.